AUGCUACUCUUUGUAUCAAUGAUAUUUCACGUACACUGUAAUUUUCAGGGAGUUAUAAUAACUCCUCUAGUGGGGCUAAUUUAACUCCUUACAGUGGAGUUAUUUUUCGUGGAGUUACUUUAACUCCAAAAAGGAGUUUAAAGAACUCUUUUUCAGGAGUAAAAGUGACCCCAGAUAUUGAGGAGUUAAAAUAACCCCAAAAACGGAGUUAUCCUGUACCUAAAAUUUUUACUCCAUUUUCAGAGUUAAAUUAACUCCAAAAAGAGUAAAAACAGCCAAUGUAAGGAGUACAAGUAACCCCAUUUCGGAGUAAUUUUAACUCCAGACUGGGAGUAAAAAGAACUCUUUUUCAGGAGUAAAAAUGACCCCAAAUUCGGAGUUAAAUUAGGAGUUAAAAUAACCCCGAAAAAGGGGUUAUCCUGUACCUAAAAUUUUUACUCCAUUUUUGGAGUUAUAAUAACUCCCUAAAAAUUACGGUGUACGCAGGCAUGGUCGGUUAGCGCGCAUCGUAGUAGAGCAGUUACGUUUUAACCAUCAGAUGUCGUUUAAAAUCCAUCACGAGAGGUCUGCAGUAAUAGUGAUGGGUCUUGUCAUAGGAGUGUUUCUUGUUUGCUAUGGGAUGUAUCUGCGUUGCAGUUUUACACUAUUCCACACCACCUCAUGUAAAGAUGAAAACUACAAAAUUCCUUUUUUGGUUUUAAACUCAGCCAUUAACCCUCUGGUUCAUGCCUUUUUCAAAAGAGAUAUAAAGAAAGAGUUUAAAAGACUUCUUGGACCUGUGUUUUAA
This is a messenger RNA of Porites lobata, 787 nucleotides long. The record is from the annotation of a GenBank genome assembly. NCBI's taxonomy places the organism in Eukaryota, Metazoa, Cnidaria, Anthozoa, Scleractinia, Poritidae.